Messenger RNA from Symbiodinium sp. CCMP2456, 984 nucleotides. Lineage: Eukaryota; Dinophyceae; Suessiales; Symbiodiniaceae. The record is from the annotation of a GenBank genome assembly.
AUGCUAGCUGCAGUCCUGCUCCAAAUCUUGGCGCUGGGUGCUUGCGGAGACAUCGUGCCAGAGCCACACGAGAAGGACCUCGACAAUGACAAGGACCCCAUCAAGGCAUUAUGGAAAGCAUUGGACCUGAUCUUAUUUCCCAGCAGCGAGUCGUUUCGGGACUUUCGCACCCAGUUCAUCACGAUCCGAUUUCUAGCCCCCUUGGCCGUGCUCGUGCUCACGCAGCUUGGUUCGAAGCUGGUUCAGAAGCUGGUGGAGCCAUGCUUUCCUCAUGUGCCUGACGACAUCGACAUUGAAAAGCCGUGGUCCGUGCUGACGGAAGAAGAGAAACAAAGGAUUUCAGAAAAGCCGUUGAAAUGGUUGGGAAAGCGUUACUACAUCAAUUUCGUCGCACGCCUCCUCUACCCUCCUCUCAGGCUCGUUCUAGUCCACGUAGCGCCCUGCCUGCUGGUUUUGUGGUACAGCUGGAUCGAAGCCGCAGGGUCGGCAUGGCAGCUCUUCGUGAAAGCCGUCCUGACGUUGCUCUACGGGCUCUACCUCGCUUUGAGCCUGCUUUGCUUCGCGGACUUCGGAUGCAGUGCUCUCCAGAGCAGAGGCGGCGAUGCUUCGACUUUUGCGGUGGUGUUUUUGCAGCCGUUCAAUGUUGAAUCGCCCUGGGAGUCAGUUGAGGGCCUGUGGAAGCGCCCAGCCCCAUUUUUCACGACCAGCCCUUUCCUGUCGUGGGUGCACACCCUUGUGGCCUGGGGCGGCCUCGGCCUCGAACUCCUUGUUGUCACGGCUCUUCGUCCUGGCCCUUGCCCCGUCAUACUUUUGAUUUGUUUCUUGGCCAGUGUAGGCUUCAUCAGCCUGGGCAGCUGCCUUCUGUGGUCAGCGCCGGGCUUUUGGAACUACCUCGGGGCCUUCCUCGGCCUGACGCCUGCAGUACCUACUGUGUUCGGAGUCAUUUGUGACAGCAUGGUAGGAAUUUGUUGUAGAGCAACAUGA